Messenger RNA from Arabidopsis thaliana (thale cress), 1859 nucleotides. RefSeq lists its product as hypothetical. The transcript has 5 exons. The record is from RefSeq and is marked reviewed. Bases 576 to 1190 code for a protein of 204 amino acids. NCBI's taxonomy places the organism in Eukaryota, Viridiplantae, Streptophyta, Magnoliopsida, Brassicales, Brassicaceae.
GGAGAUGUCAUCAUCUAAGACUUAGGAAUAAUAGCUCUGUUUUGUUGUGUUGUUCACGAACUAUGCAAAAUGAAGAUAUUAAGAAGCCAUAACGUUUUAUACUAAACCCAAACAAACAAAACUCAAUCUCAUCCGACAAAGUUAGAGAAACGAAACUAUAUUUUAUUAAAUGAAAAUGAAAAUAAAUGGAGAAGGUGGAGAGUUGUGAGAAAGACAGGUGAAUCUACCAAUAAUCUCCUGCCUUAGAAGAAUGGGUCUCAUGGAGUUUGGUUGAUUAUAUAAACCUAUUUCCUUACUUUCUUUUAUCUCAAAGUAGAUACAAUUUUACUUGUUUUUUUUCUCAUUGCUCAAAACAGAGUUCCGUUGGAGUUUUCUUUAAAAAGUUUGUCCCUUUUCGUUCAAUCUUUCCCUGUUUCUGACAUUGCCGUGAAAGUCUCAAAUGCUCGUCUAAUAAAGCUAACACUUUUGUCCGAAAACUAAGCUCUUUGAAACGUCAGGGAAAGAGAAUCCCGCAAUACUCUCUCCUCUCUCUUUUUUUUUUUUUUCUGGGUCGAAGUUUGGUUCUUUGUUGGAUAAUGAUGGUUUUUGACAGUGAAUCUAACCUAGACCGAUUCUUACGCUGCACUACACCGAUUGUGCCUGCCUAUUCCCUCCCAAAGACACAGAUCAAGAACCUUAAUCCUCUAUGGUAUCCGUUGGAGAGCCAGAGCGUCGAGUAUUUCAGGUUGGGAGAUUUUUGGGAUUGUUUCGACGAGUGGAGUGCUUACGGUGCAGGUGUCCCCAUUGUAUCGGAAACGGGCGAAACAUUGGUCCAAUACUAUGUUCCUUACCUCUCUGCAAUCCAGAUUUUCACCUCUCAUUCUGUUAUCAAUACUCUUAGGGAGGAGACAGAAUCAGGGGAUUCAGGGAGCGAGUCGUGUAGCGAGGAGUGGAGAUGGGAAGGAUGUUCUUCGUCUGAAGAAGGGUUUGAUCAUCAAGAACCUCUCGAUCGCCUCGGUUACUCUUACUUGCAGUAUUUCGAGAGAUGUACACCUUACUCUAGAGUCCCUCUCAUGGAUAAGAUCAAAGAGUUGGGAGAAAGAUACGUAGGGUUGAGGUCAUUGAGGAGUGUUGAUCUGUCUCCUGCGAGUUGGAUGGCUGUUGCUUGGUCUGCCUUUUCUUCUUUUUCUUGUUUCAGAAAACAAAGUUAAGGUUAAUGUAGUAAAAUGGUGACGAUGUUUGAUUGUAUGUGUAGGUAUCCAAUCUAUCACAUUCCCAUGAAUAGAAGCAUAAAAGACUUGUCUACUUGCUUCCUCACUUACCACACGCUUUCUUCAUCUUUCCAAGAUGUAAAAAGGGAAGAGGAGAAGGAGAGGAUAAGUGUGAGUGCAUUUGGGAUGGCCACUUACAAGAUGCAAGGGAGGCUAUGGGAUAAUGAUAGAUUGCUUUGCUUUUUGAGCGUAGCAGAUUCUUGGCUAAAGCAGCUAAGGGUCCACCACCAUGACUUCACCUACUUCACCACUACUACUCAUUAUCUUUGAUAUAUGUAGUGUUUUAGAUCAUUACUUGGUUAACAGUCUAUUUAGCUUUGUUGUUUAAGAGUAGCACAUAUCAAUAAUGUUGGAUUGUUGUUACUUGGGACUCUUUGGGAAGGAUAGGUACUGACUUUUUCUUCACAAGACUUUUAUAUCAUAAAUUUAGUUUGGGGUCAGAUUGAUGAUGAUGGGCUCAAUACAUUUAUUCUUUUCUAAUGUUUUGUGGCUUUCUGUUUGUACAAACGCACGUUCUCUUGAUUUUGGUAUCCUUCUCUUUUUAACAAUUUUCUAAAUUUCAUAACAAAAAAGAAGAAGAUAUAUACAGAGAUAUAUAUUGAUUUACAU